GGUCUCGCGCUUAUUUGGGUCCAGUACAUGGAGCACACGUUAUUACGUGUUACAUCAGACAGACGAGGAAACAGCUGCUCGCCUCCAUGAGUGAGACCUGACAUCUGUAGCAACAAGUGGCCUAGGGAGUUCACAUCUGCUGAGAGAAGAGUAGGAAAGUAGCAACAGUAGAGAUCACAUGAUCUAAGUAGGAAUGGAAGACUGAAUCCCAGACUUGGGCAUCCCAAAUAACCAUCAAGCUGAAAACAAUAAAAGAGUUGUUUGGAGGUGCUCUGUGGCUGUUUCCUCUGGACUGGACUAUAGUCUGCUGUGGACUGCUGUGGGCUGCUGCGGGCUGCUGUGAGCUGGAGUCGAGUGCUUUCUCUUCCUCUCUGUGCUCUCUGCUUCCUGAGCCGCCAGGACGCAGGAUUUCCCUGUAGCCGCUGUGAGCCUCCUCCUCCUCCUCGCUGGCCUCCCUGUCCCAGAGCCAUGGGGAAGCAGAACAGUAAGCUGCGUCCUGAGGUCAUGCAGGACCUUCUGGAGAGCACCGACUUCACCGAGCACGAAAUCCAAGAGUGGUACAAGGGCUUCCUACGGGACUGUCCCAGCGGCAACCUGUCCAUGGAGGAGUUCAAGAAGAUCUACGGAAACUUCUUCCCUUACGGAGAUGCGUCCAAGUUUGCCGAGCACGUCUUCCGCACUUUUGACGCUAACGGAGAUGGGACAAUAGACUUUCGGGAAUUUAUCAUUGCUCUGAGUGUUACAUCACGUGGGAAACUAGAGCAGAAGCUGAAGUGGGCUUUUAGCAUGUACGACUUGGAUGGGAAUGGCUACAUCAGCAAGGCGGAGAUGCUCGAGAUAGUACAGGCGAUCUACAAGAUGGUGUCCUCAGUGAUGAAGAUGCCAGAAGACGAAUCGACACCUGAGAAGAGGACAGAGAAGAUCUUUAGGCAAAUGGAUACCAAUAGAGACGGUAAAUUGUCUCUAGAGGAGUUCAUCAAAGGAGCGAAGAGCGAUCCGUCCAUUGUGCGUCUGCUGCAGUGUGACCCCAGCAGUGCGGGACAGUUUUAGACCAGAGGCAUCAACAAACUCUUUGCUUCUUCGGGUUUCUCUUGUUGACCCUUGGACCUCCUUCACUGGAGCAGAUGACAAUGACGAAGAUGAUGAAGAUUGCAGCUGAAGUGAAUGAACAAGGAGUUAUGCACUGAGGACUUCUACUAUCGGCUAUAGGCCACUCCUCAUUACUGUAAAACCACAACCCAAUGACCCCUUGUCCUAUUAAUAUUGACCCCUACCACCCAGAGCAGAGGCUGGAUAUGAACAGUUUCUUCAUUUAAGUAUUGUAAGUUCUCUCUAAGUCCUCCUCCUCCUCCAGACAGUGGACAGUAACUAAAUUGUAAAUAGUACAAACUGGAGUGUGUGUAUUAAUGUCUUUGCGUGGUUCUCUGUGCCCCUGUUGGCUGUAAAGGGAACUACAUUGCUCCCCUACCACUCCUACAGUGUAUCAUAGUGGGCAUGAGACAGAAACCAAAUGAUGGUUAAGGCAGAACUAUUUUCAAAGUGGACUUGUGAAGAACCUCCCUUCACUCAGUAUUGCUUAUCCUUCUUUUCUACUGUGAUAAUGUGUCUGGUGUAUUUUUGCCAACUUGAUAGACUUGGUGCAUAUUUUGUGCUGGGACAAAAAGAUAUGUAUACGUACUAUAAUGCUACUAUGCAUAUGCUCUUAUCAGUAUCAGUUGUAUUCUUUUCUUCUUCACAGCCUAUUCUUUUCUUUUUAGUGGAAACUCAUUGCAGCGCUUUAAGAAAUAGAAGAUGUGUCAUUUUAAAAUUAUGUAGGCAUUUCCAUGCAAAUGAAUUUCUGUCUGUAGUUCAAUUCAAAGUGUCAUUCUAAUGCACAGUUAUACAUUUAUUUUAAAUUUGAAAAUAAUUCUAAUGCUUGAACAGUUCGGUGAAUCAGCCCCCAAAUUAUAAAACUAAAUGAAAUAUUGAGUAUUUAUUGUUCAUCACAUUUCUCAAAUGUGCAUUACAAAAAGUACUGCAUUUAACCAAGUAUUUAACACCUGACAUUUGAAUUGAUUUACUGAAAAAAAAAUUUAUUUACUGCUAUCAUAUGCUGUAAACUGUUGCUAGUGCAGGCAUUCAAAGCACAAAUUUCCUCAAUGUAUUUUCGACUGCACCGAUUUCAUUAUCGUAAGUACAGAGCUAUAGAUUUCAGACAUGUAUGCAUGUGACUAUCAGCAUGUUCACAAAAGGCCAGUCUCCCAUUGCGCUUUUUGCUAACUCGUGUUUGUUAUGUACUCAGUAUUGUAGUUACUGCCAAAGCUGACCAUAUCAAUUUGGUUUUAGGAAUAAAGUGGAAGAAAUACCAUUGAAAAUGCAUAGUGAUUCUCAAUUGGUGUCAUCUCAGGGUCAAUAGUGUUUAUCUGUAACCAUAGUAACAUAAAGACCUAAUCAUGAUUUGAAAAAGGGACAAUGUGUAAAAUGUGAUUAAAUGAAUUUAAUGUAAAGUUAUAUUGUUUUAAAAUGUUUUAGCAGUAACACAUAUUAAAAUUAGACAUUUUACAGAUUGCCCCAUCAUUUUUGACUUUGUAGACAUAAUUGUUAAUAAUAAUAAUUUCAUAUCAUCACAGAAAACCAAAAUAUAUUCCCUCUUUUUUCCUCACUGUACCAUGCCUGUGACACACUUUAGGGGACCCUAAACCAGUUGAGAAUCCAAGCUUAUAACUGUACAUAUGUAUUUAAAUAUUUUCACACAACAGUGAAAGUGCCCACAUGCUUUUAUUACUUUUACUCAUCACCAUUUCCAAAGAGAACAGGCUCUUGUCAUUCUGUAUUAGGUCCAUCCCUGAAUGUACCAAGUGUUGUUUUUCCAGUUAGAAAUGCUUUGAAUGUUUUAUGAAAUAAACUACUGUUUAGUUUUGUAACGAAAGAAAAGACACACAGAGAAAUUACUCAAAUGAAAUGGCUUUUAUUGUAUUUUUAUUUUUAUUAAACGUCAGGUGUAACAUUUCCGUCAAAUGCAAAACAGCAUCUUGUGGUAAAGUGCCAAAUUAAUACAAGAACAGUAUUGUAUAAAUUUAUACUCUACAAUUGUUAAAUGUUGAACAAAAUGUUUGUAAUUGUUGCAUUUUGUAGGUUUUGUAUCCUGUAUUAUUUAGUGAUGGCCGUCUUUUCAAAAUACAGGGCUGUCUUUUGGUCCAAAUUGAAUAAGUCAAGAAAUAAAUUUACAUCUUUGUGUGCAAGACAAA
Periophthalmus magnuspinnatus is the source of this 3227-nucleotide messenger RNA. Its product is annotated as neurocalcin-delta A. Gene Ontology annotation, biological process: calcium-mediated signaling. The record is from RefSeq and is a predicted model, not a curated record. Gene Ontology annotation, molecular function: calcium ion binding; tubulin binding; actin binding. NCBI's taxonomy places the organism in Eukaryota, Metazoa, Chordata, Actinopteri, Gobiiformes, Gobiidae. Gene Ontology annotation, cellular component: cytosol. The coding region runs from base 469 to 1050 and encodes 193 amino acids. The transcript is spliced from 8 exons.